Molecule: messenger RNA, 5848 nt
Organism: Eriocheir sinensis (Chinese mitten crab)
Lineage: Eukaryota; Metazoa; Arthropoda; Malacostraca; Decapoda; Varunidae
Exons: 17
Coding region: 217-2346 (709 amino acids)
Source: RefSeq, a predicted model, not a curated record
CCUGUGUUACCUGAAUGUUCUGUGUUAUUAUAGAAACUUUCCCACACAGCUCACAUAUAAUUCACGAAGACAAGGAUCCUGCCGAGGCCUGAGGAGCGGCGAGGAGGGCGUGUCGAGGCGUGGCGGCCCUGCACAACGCCAACGUGGACGGACACCGCUUGUAGUUCUCCAAAAGGUGACAGGGAGGGUAGCAUUGACAGCAGCAGUAGCAGCAGCAUGGCCACCCAACAACUCAUGCGGCAGAUACAGUCCACAGGGAUGUGGUCAAAAGUGUUCCCAGCCGAGCAGAACACAUUGCAGGAGUCAGAGGUGUUUGUCAAGAAGCUGCUUAUCGUGGGGCUGUCUUCUAUCACAUACCUGCGGACCAUCUUCCCUGAGAGCUCCUACCAUGAACAGCAUCUGGAUGGCUUGAAGCUGAAAGUACUUAGAGACAACACUAACUGCCGCACCUCCAACACGAUGGUGUCCUGGAUGAGAGGCUGCUGUGAAGCCAUUGAGAAGAGAUAUCUUCGACAGUUGAUCUUUGCUAUACUGAACAAGGAUAACCUCCAAGAGGCUCAUGAGACCUACACCUACAAGUUCCGCUACACUGAUGCAGGCACUGUUAUUAGUGGCCCGGGAACUCCUGACAGCGCCAUGCUGUCCAACGAAACACGGCAGGCAACCGAGAAGAUGCUGCGCACCAUUAUUCUCCUGACACAGACCAUGGGACCCCUGCCCAAGAGCAUCUGUCUGUCCAUAAAGCUUGGCUAUUAUGAUGAUGUGACUCCUAAGGACUACGAACCACCCAGUUUUGGCCCAUCUGAAGAUAAACCAUUCACAUUUAGAUCUAAACCUGUAACCAUUAAGGUGGGUAGUGCUUCAACAAAGUUCCAUGCCAUGAAGCUGUAUGUGUGUGUGGAGAAGAACUCCUACCCCACGGGAGAAAAUUCACCCAUUGAGGACCAGAUUGAAGAAGAACAACAGCAAGAGUUGUGGAAGGGGACAGGGACUGGCAAGGAGAGCAAUACUGUGGUUCGUUCGUUCAGCAAAUAUGCGGGUCAUCUACGCCCUACCUUCUCUGCUUCAGCAUCCUCCAAUGCUGUCAGUGUCCCAAGACUGCCUCACAAUGAUUCACAGAAGGAUGAUCAUCAAGUGCCAACACAGAGCCAUGUUUCUAAUGCCACAGACUCUCCACAAAAUGGUGAAGCUUUCACCACCCUGAAAGAAGUUGUGGAGGAUGAGGAGGAAAGGAUGCAGUCGUCCAACACAGACAGUGCGGGCAGUGAAAGCUUCCCAGUGCGCUGCCCUUGUGGAGUCUCCUGUGAUCAUGGCCUGAUGAUUCUGUGUGAUAUUUGUCAAAAGUGGCAGCAUGGAGCCUGUUUCAAUGUGUUGGAGGACAGUGAGGUGAAGACCAGCCAUGUCUGCGAGGAGUGUGCCAGUCCUGGCCACCCCUGCACUGACCCCACCCUUCCCCAGCAGCCAGAGUUGAUGAGCUACUGUUUGUUCCGUCGAGCGCUGGUGUUACUUAAACAGAUAAAGAGCCAUGUGACGGCAGCCUCCCUUGCUCAGCAAUUGGGUGUGGACAUCACCAUGGGUAAUCAUCUCUGGAAGCAACUCAAGAAGCAGAAGAUUGUGUAUGUUAAGAAUAAAAUAAAUCGUGUCAAUUACACCAAGCUGUUGUGUGACGCCUUCCCCAAGUACCUGAAGGGACAUGGGAAACCAAGGAGCCAAGAGGUAGUGGACCUUACCUCACAGACUCAACAAACUUCAGAGUCACUUGGUGAUUUUGAUCCUGAUGAAACCCCAGAUCUUGAUGUUGCAUCCCUUCAAGAGUCUGUUGCAGUUCUAAAAAGUCAAGAAGGAAGAGAGUCAUUAAACAACACACUGGAUGACACACUGGACAUCAUGAGUAUCACUCAGGAUAUUACUGUUGGGACACAAGCUGUGAAGUUGUCAUCAGAACCCUGUCCUCAACUCUCACAGAGUGACACAUAUUCAGAGGCCCUGGCCACUGCUGGCAACACAUUUCAUUUGCUGGACUCACCACCAGAAUCUUCGCAGAAAGCUCAGAAUCACUAUUCUGCCAGCAUGCCGCUUCACUCAGGCAUGGAUGUGGAGGAAGGAUCAGCAGAACUUCUGGGAAGCCAAGAGUCUUCAGAAACUCAGCAAGCUCAGAAGCAAAAGAUGAGCUUAGGGAUGCAACCCAAGCGAGGCAGAGGCAGACCACAAAAACGAGCCACCCGCAGGACCAUGAAACUGAGUGACUUUGAGAUCAGCUUAUCUCAAGAGUCAGACCUUCAAUCAAAGAAUAGCAUAUCUCAGGAUUCUGAAGUUUUUGGGAAGAAAAGGAGAACUCAUCUGUAGUUUAUCUUGAAAAGCUUUUGUUCAAAAUAUGGAAAAUAUGACUACAUGAUUCAAGUUAAUCUGUUCAAGUACAAGAAAGGAUACACUUUUGUGUUAAACUCACACCAGAUCAGAAAAUUAAUGGUCUUUAAUCAUGGGAAAUUACAUAAUAUUGAGUUUCUGUAAGUACAAAUUAAGGCAAAAUAUUAAAUCCUAUGUAUUUUCCCAAAACACAGGUUAGUUUAGGUGUCUUAUUUUAUGUUGUAGCUAUGUUGAAGUAUUUCUCAUCAUAAUUACCUCUUACAUUACUCUUCAGUUAUCAGGAUUUUUUUCAUUUUGUUAUUCUCAAACAUAACAAAAUAUUGUUGGAAGAGAUAAUAUCUGUUUUUUAAUAGUAUGUGUUUUUAUUUUUGUACGGUGCUAUCUGGAAUCCUCAAUUGUGUUGUGAAGGAAAUUGAAAGACAAGUUUUUCUUUUGGGGGGUUAAGAUGAUCCUCACAUUCUGCUUCUUCGACAUUAUGUGACUCAUUAAAGUCACUGGCCUGCACCACUAAUUGGGGUGACCAUCAGGACCCAUCAAGAAAGUCUACAGGUGCUACAGGCUGAAUUAAAAAAUAUAUAUUUAUUAUGUUUCAGGCAUCCCCAACCUUGUGCUUACACGCACAACAAAACUCACUCAUUGUUGUUUGCCUGACUUUUCACACGAAUUUGCUUUUGAGUAGCAAAAACUCAAGAUUUUGAAUGUUUACCAUUGACCAACCAAAAAUAUGGAAUUAGAAUGUUUAAAAUUGCGUAUUGAUUCAACACGUGGAUCUUUGAUUGGAAGAAUUCUAGAUUCAGUUUAUUCCAGAUUUAGCAAAAAUUAUUAAUUCAUUACACUUUCAUUUAAAUGCUACAUAUUACCAUUUUUGCUCCUAGAAUAAUCUUGCUAAUAUGAGAUGCUCACCAACUUAAGUAAGCUGAAUAUAGGUGAUGCCCCUGUAAGUACCUCUUAUGGCUUUUUGUCACCAUAACCAUCACCACACUCCUGGAUGUGUUGGUAUUGUAGCUGAUACAGGUGAAAUGGUACACUUAUAUAGAUGUCAUUCAGGAAGUAUGUCUUUCACAAACAUUUGCAGCUGAGAGCAAAACUGAGGCUUGCAUGUGUGCUGUAGAUGUCCUUACCCUAGAAGUGAAGUUGAAGGGCAAUAAUCUUUUCUCUACAAUUACUACAAAUUCAUUUAUUAUAAGAGUGAAUGAUAACUUUUAAAUGUUUUGAUACUAUAUUUUGGUUUCAUUCUAUGUUUAUAGUAAUGGGUGAGUAUUUAUUUUCAAGACAUGUACCAAAAACUUAGAAUGGAGCUUUUUGUUCUCAGUCAGUCUGGUGACUCAUCCCCACCCUACAGUUACAGCAAAGUAAACUGUAAAAGUCUCAUGUUUGAAGUUAAAUUUUGUCAAUAUAUUGUUGAGUUUUAAUAAGUAUACAAAACUUACUUUAAUUGCAUGCAAGCUUGAAGAACAUUGCAAGGUUUUGUUGAGGUCUAGGUGUCGCUAAGGGUGUGAGUGGAGCAGUGUAAAGAGGAAUGAAUUAUAAUGGCUAUUGUAACGAAAUUCAGUGUGGAGCUUAUUUUCAGUCCAGAUCCAGUGACAUAUCCCUAUCCCUGCAUAUGAGAGUAAGUUAUAUAAUUGUCGUGUAAAUUAAGCUUAAAGGCCAUCUGUUGUUCACUCUCAACUUUGCCAUUUUCUUUGUGCCGUUAUCUUCUUGUGCCAUUUCAUUCAGAACCCCUGUUAUAAGUGGAUAAGGAUUCCCAAAAAAGCUUAAGCAACUGUCAUUGCAUCUUUAACUUUAUAUAUGGCCACUGCAUGCUUCAUUCACACCCUCAUAUAGACUGUUUUACACUUAUUAAUCUUUGUUCAUCUCGAUCCAUGAAGCAUUCAGGCACAACAUAGCUUUCAUAAAUACUAGCAUGUUUGAUUUCUCCCCUUCUUGCACCACGUUCUGUCCUCUGGUAGUGCACAGUGUUUUGUAAGUUCUGGGUUUUUUAUUUACUCAUUUCUUGUUUCUUUGUUUUUAUGAUGGAGACAGAAUUUUUUAUUAUUUUAUUUUAUUACUAUGCAUGACUUCCUAUCUCGGUUUCCUUGCACCACAUUCAAUCCUCGGGUAGUGUACAGGGUUGAUUUGUUAGGUCUUGGUUUUAUUUAUUUAUGCAUUUACUUUUUUUGUGAUGGAAGCAGAAUUAAGGUUUUUUUUUUAUUAUUUGCGCCGAUAUUGCCCAAACAUACAUAUAGCUAGGAGCAUAUCCUCGAUCUCUUCAUUUCCUUGCCCUCUAGAAUAUUCGAUAAUGUAUUUAAGAUAUGUCGUAGUGAACCAUAUCGCGUGGUAUUACAAUUCCCCGUUUUAAAUUUACAGUAUAUCCAUUUAGAAUUACUAUCACUUGAACUUGGUGCCAGUAAGCUGUCCAUUAUAUAACAUUCUUCAUCCGUCUCCCUUGUUAUUUUCUGUUAACCUGGUAGAAAACGGCCUCCUUCGUACUUAUACCCGAUAACUCUUGUAAUUCUUAGCGUUAGCCCGAAGCCGUAUUCAAUAAAUAAACAAUUCAGCCCCUAAGCACAUAUAUUUGUAAAGGCUCACGAACGUCAUUGGAGGGUUCAUGGGUAGUUUCCUGAUCUUUGUAUUUGAUGGCUUUUUUCAUCAUGAACGGGGGAAGAAACGAAAAUGCCUUAUCUCUGGCCUUGGAAAGGGAAAAAUUCGUAGUGACCCCCAAGCACCAGAGAAUACGGACCUUAACCUCUACUUUUCCGUGAUAGGGCGACAUAAUGGGCGCUGACACACACACACACACACACACACACACGUACACAUAUCCAUAUACGCUCCACAGGACAAUGACCAAAACACGUACGUGGAAGCUGUCUUUUUCAUUAAUUGCACCAAAGGACAUGUAAUGGUAGCUAGACCAUCAUUAUUGUUUUAGUUUAGUGUAAGGAAAUUGUGUAAAAGUAAAUAGCAAGAGGAAACUUCAGCUACUUUUUUUCGAGAUCUGUUGAUAAGGAAAAUAUAACUGGAAAUGUUAAUAAAUAUUGAAAAGGGUUAAUACAUGAAAAAAAGUAAAUAUAUGAAGAACACAAUCACUAUCAAGUAUUCCUUGGAAACAUAUCGAUACAUGCCGUAUUUAAAGAAACAAAUUCCCUCUUCCCAUAAGCCCGGAUAGCUCAGUCGGUAGAGCAUUAGGCUUUUAACCUAAGGGUCCAGGGUUCGAGUCCCUGUUCGGGCGGAUGUUUUACGCCUUGUCUGAUCGAUUGCGGCAGGGCGUGGGCGGCGGCGGGAUUACCGGCGACGCUGCCGGGAGCACGGCGGCGGGGUGGCGAUGUGUAAAAUCUAAGUUUUCAUGUCAUGCGUAGAACUGAUAGCAAGUGGAGGCCCCGGGGAGGUGGGGGGACGAAAUUAGAGCCAUUGUAGGGGUGACUCUGGUAUAAGAUAGAAAGAGGUGGAAGGCGUGAGAACCCCUUGUCUUGCGGUGGGCUUAAAAUGAAUGAUGAUGCGC